Messenger RNA from Histoplasma mississippiense, 1644 nucleotides. RefSeq lists its product with no specific name. The coding region runs from base 1 to 1644 and encodes 547 amino acids. The transcript is spliced from 5 exons. Gene Ontology annotation, molecular function: DNA-binding transcription factor activity, RNA polymerase II-specific; zinc ion binding. The record is from RefSeq and is a predicted model, not a curated record. NCBI's taxonomy places the organism in Eukaryota, Fungi, Ascomycota, Eurotiomycetes, Onygenales, Ajellomycetaceae. Gene Ontology annotation, biological process: regulation of DNA-templated transcription.
AUGACGUCCUCCCAGAAUGAUAAGGCACUCGGGGAACUUGCGAGUCUGUUUGAGUCAGAAAAUGGUUCCCAAUCACCAACAAUGGCCCUUGGACAGGACGCGUUCCUCGCUGAGCUAGUGCAGGAUGCGCCGGCGAUAGAACAUCAACACGCUGCUCCUUCGCCCGAAAGAGUCAAAAAGCGACUCUUCAGUGGGGCAGACACAGAGACAGAGGAUGCCUACGAGUCUAAGAGGGUCAAAUUAGACAUGUAUGAGAAGGUGAAUUCAUUUAAUCUCAGACAACGUAUAGACACGUCCGUCAAAAUGAAAAAUUUACGUGCUAUUCCAAAGAAAAAGACAAACGACAAGGGGAAGGGGGAGAAGCCGGAGGAGGUGGGUCAACUGACGGAAGAUGAGCAGUCGGGGGAUGAGCUAACGGAGUGGGAUGUGUUAACGGAGGAUGAACUGCCACCUGAUGACGAGUUGAACAGGUUGCGACAGGAGUUGAAUGAUAAGGAGGAAGAGUUGGCGAGGGCGAAAGCGCGGACCGAGCAUGCGAGGGGGCUUGCGAAGGCCCGGGGGGCUAAGAAGGCUGCGGGGACGGAGGGGGUUGAGGUGGGUGAAGGGGAUGAAGGGGGUGAGAAGGGAGGCAGCAAGAAGAAGGCAGCCAGUAAGAAGAAGUCAGAAAUCGAGAAAAAGGCCCCAAGAUCAGUAGAGGCGUGUAACAUGUGCAAGAUCAAAAAAAUCAGAUGCAGCGCCAAUAGAAUUGCAUGUAAAUCGUGCAGGCAAGCAAACGAACUGUGUUGCUUUACUCACCCUACUACUGGAGAGUCAUUUCUACGCGGAUGGCGCGUAAGUCGAUUUGGAGAUGUAGUAAAGGAGCUGGGGCAGCUGCGCAAAGAAAAUGAGGAAUUACGAAAACAUAGUGAAAUGUUGGAACGGAAAUGUCGGCAGGAUUCAGAAGUCAAGAGCUUACUUGACGAAUGGAGAAGACAGGAGAAAGCGAAAGACGACGCCAGAAUGAAGGCCCGAAAGGAAAGAUUGAAGUACCAAAGGAAAUUUAAAAAGGAGUAUCUGAGAACGAAGGCGGCGGUUAUAGCCAAGGCAAUAGAAACGGAAAAUAAAGAUACGCAGAAACUUGCAGGAACAGGAGCAGGAACACAACAUGAAAAUCAGCCACAGCGCGUUCCAGCAGAUAAUUCUAUGGCCCCAAGUGGAGGCAAUCUGCAAGCCUACCAGCAAAACCCUUUUUCUGAUAUAGAUAGUAGCUAUCCUGAUCCGUAUGGAGGAUUGUCAUCCAUUGUACCUGGAGUCUUCCAGCUCUUCAAGAGCCCAAAACUUUCUCGGACUUCCCUUCUCAGUACAGCCUUGACUUUGCUCUUGACCCUGAACUCACAAAACCUCGCCAACGUAAUCGGCAGCAACCCCGACAGCCCCAACAGCCUCGCACUAGAGGCAGAAACCCCCCCGCUAGGCAGCCUCCACACCCAAGUCAGGGCAUGGGAGAAGCAUCUACGAAACAAAACGUUGAUCCACGGACACAACAAACUGAGCAUGUUAAAGCCAGAGAUGCCAAGGCAGCCAACACACGAACAUCCAGAGCAAGACCUGCCACCGCAGAGUACCAAAAAACAAUUCGAUGACAUCCGCGACUCUGAGUUUUAG